Molecule: messenger RNA, 1725 nt
Organism: Rhinocladiella mackenziei CBS 650.93
Lineage: Eukaryota; Fungi; Ascomycota; Eurotiomycetes; Chaetothyriales; Herpotrichiellaceae
Exons: 1
Coding region: 1-1725 (574 amino acids)
Biological process (GO): transmembrane transport
Molecular function (GO): transmembrane transporter activity
Source: RefSeq, a predicted model, not a curated record
AUGUCGAACCACCCAUCUUCCCAGACCUCCGCGGCCACCUCCGUCUCUGAACUCUCGAAACCCCCGCUCCCCACCAUUGACGAUGAGAAAGAACAAGAAGAAGUCACUCUGAGUCGAAAGUCAUCCCUUCAACCAGGACCCAUCGAGAAGGAUGGCGAACUGGAGAGGGAACUCUCCCGGAUCAAUACCUCCGACUACCCCUCGACAUUCCCCUUGCUCAUGAUCGUCGUGGCUUUGAUGUGCAGUAUCUUCCUGGUCGCGUUGGACAUGACCAUUGUGGCGACGGCCAUUCCUCGAAUCACCGACCAAUUUCACUCACUGGACCAGGUGGGCUGGUAUGGCAGUGCUUUCUUCCUCACCAUUGGGUCCUUUCAAGCGACAUGGGGGAAACUGUACAAGUACUUCCCACUCAAGACCUCCUACUUGGCGAGUAUCUUCAUCUUUGAACUUGGUUCGUUGAUCUGUGCCGUGGCCAAUAACUCCACUACUCUCAUCGUGGGACGGGCGGUGGCCGGGAUGGGCGGUGCAGGUAUCGCAUCUGGCUCCUAUACCAUCAUUGCAUUUUCAGCACCACCAGCCAAAAGACCCGCUUUCACCGGCAUCAUGGGCGCCACUUUUGGUGUGGCCUCCGUCAUUGGCCCCCUUUUGGGAGGUGUCUUUACCGACAACCUCAGCUGGCGAUGGUGCUUCUACAUCAACCUCCCCAUCGGAGGGGUUGCUGGAGCUAUCAUCUUGUUUUUCUUCCGCACCCCCAAAGCUGCUCGCCCUCAACCGGCAACGUGGAAGGAGAAAUUCCUCCAGAUGGAUUUCCCGGGCACGUUCACCAUUAUGGCAUCUAUUGUCUGUUAUCUACUGGCUAUGCAAUGGGGAGGUGCCACCAAACCAUGGUCUGACGGCUCGGUCAUUGCGUGUCUCGUCCUAUUUGGUCUCUUGGUCAUCGCUUUCGUCGCCAUUGAAUAUUUCCAAGGGGACCGGGCCCUCCUUCAAGGACGACUUUUGAAGGAUCGAACCAUCGCUGCCAUGUCCGCUUAUAUCUUUAUGGUUGCUGGAGCGUUCUUCAUCCUCCUCUAUUACCUCCCCAUCUAUUUUCAAGCGACUCGCAAUGUCUCCGCCGCCAAAUCAGGAAUUAACAACCUCCCACUCGUCCUCGGUGCUUCCCUGUUCACUAUUGUGGCCGGUGGCCUUCUCACGGUGUGGGGCGAAUACGUUCCCAUCAUGGCUGUUGGCUCGAUCCUCGCCUCAGUCGGAGCGGGGCUCAUCUAUACACUCGAAAUUCAUAGUGGCUCCGACAAAUGGAUCGGCUAUCAAGCACUAGUCGGUAUCGGACUAGGUCUGAUCUUCCAGAUCCCUGUGAUCGUGGCCCAGGCGAUUGUGACACCCUCGGACCUCAGCUCUGUCUCGGCCGUGAUUCUUUUCUGGCAAACAAUCGGAGGCGCCGUUUUCAUCUCCGCCGCCCAAGCAGGUUUUGCCAAUAAGAUGCUAGAGGAACUGCCGAAACGGGCACCAAACGUGAACCCAGCCCUCGUCAUCGCCACAGGUGCCACCGACCUGCGUAAAGUCUUCAACGCCGAGCAAAUUCCUGGCAUCCUCUCCGCGUACAUGGAAGGUCUCCGCGUACCGUUCGCCAUCGCCAUUGCCUGCGCUUGCGUCACAUUCCUCAUAUCCUUCGCUCCACGCUGGGAGAGCAUCAAGGGCAAGGUCAAGCUGGAUGCCGGUGGCGCUUGA